Molecule: messenger RNA, 5841 nt
Organism: Acanthopagrus latus (yellowfin seabream)
Lineage: Eukaryota; Metazoa; Chordata; Actinopteri; Spariformes; Sparidae
Gene: ehbp1
Product: EH domain binding protein 1
Exons: 26
Coding region: 738-4700 (1320 amino acids)
Molecular function (GO): protein binding
Source: RefSeq, a predicted model, not a curated record
UAGCUUUAUGUACUCCUGGGGAACAGAGCGUCAAACUAUCAGUAACAAUUGGACUACUUUGCUGUGGGAAUUCCUGCCUCUGGUUGCAGGACUUGUCUUUAACUUACUUUCUGGGACACACUCAAUUAAAUGCCGCGUCUGGCUCAAGCCUGAGACUUAAAGCUCCGGCUUACCUGUGGAGCAAAUGUGUCAAGUGGCAAGCAACGGUUUCCGCUCCUGCCGUGUUGUGAUGGCUAGCCGUCGUCGCUAGCAGCCUAGCUAGCUGUAUGGCUGGUGUCGGUACUGCUGCAAAGAAGGCGAUAAUUAGCUUGCAAGCGGGCUUCGCUCGCUCGGCUGCCACUUUGUUGUAGACAGCUCGCCAUCUCUUUACCCUGCCGACAAGGCCGGCUAACGGAUAAUGCUUUGGAUACCACAGUGAGGAGGAUCACCAGAUGGAAAUAAUGAUGUUUGCACCGAGUGGAUUACUCCCCAUGCCUUUCGAAAUUGUGGAAUAAUUUUCAUCAUGCGCGCCGUCAAAUCAGAGCUCGACCACUGCUGCAGAGAUUCCGUGUCCUUGCAUUUUUUGCACCUACCAGGGAGCUUUUAAAGACCAGCAGCCACGACAUAAACUAUGUACCUCCGCGGGUUGGAUAUGCCCAGAAACCUGUAAACAUUAGCGUUAAUUCGUGCAAAGGAAGCCCAAAGAAGGAAGUCCAGGGCGGGAUAGGUACAGAGAAACUACCCGUUCCCAAAGAAACAUGGCCUCGGUUUGGAAGAGACUGCAACGUGUGGGGAAGCAUGCCUCCAAAUUCCAGUUCGUGGCUUCCUAUCAGGAACUGAUGGUGGAAUGCACUAAGAAAUGGCAACCAGACAAACUGGUGGUGGUUUGGACACGCAGGAGUCGGCGGAAAUCUUCCAAGGCCCACAGCUGGCAGCCUGGCAUCAAAAAUCCCUACAGAGGAGUGGUGGUGUGGCCUGUGCCAGAGAACAUUGAGAUCACUGUCACUCUUUUUAAGGACCCCCAUGCAGAGGAGUUUGAAGACAAAGAGUGGACGUUUGUCAUAGAAAAUGAGUCUCCAUCAGGGCGGAGGAAGGCCUUGGCCACCAGCAGUAUAAACAUGAAACAGUACGCCAGUCCAAUGCCCACGCAGACAGACGUCAAACUCAAGUUUAAGCCCCUGUCGAAGAAGGUGGUGUCGGCCACGCUGCAGUUCUCCCUCUCCUGCAUCUUCCUCCGUGAGGGAAAGGCCACUGAUGAGGACAUGCAAAGCCUUGCCAGCUUGAUGAGCAUGAAGCAAGCCGACAUUGGCAACCUGGACGACUUUGAGGAGGAGAAUGAGGAGGACGAGGAGAACAGGGUUAACCAGGAGGAGAAGGCUGCCAAGAUCACAGAGAUUGUAAACCAGUUGAAUGCCCUCAGCUGCUUACAUGGGGAUGAUGAUGAUGAUGAAGGUGUCCUUAAGCGAGCACGCAAAGCAACCGCUAAGCCUGCCGCUUCCUCCCAAGAGCUGAUCAACAAGCUGAACUUCCUGGAGGACGAGGAUCCGGACGCUCCUCCUGCCAUGAACAUCAAUCCCUUCGAUGACCCCGAUGACGACCUUCAUCCUAACCACAUGAACCCGUUUGGUGAUCCUGAUGAGGAUGAGCCCCCUGCCCAGCCGGUCUUAAGGCAGCGGGUUGAAGAUGAUUCUUUCUAUGACCAUGACGACUCGAAUCCGUUCAAUGAGCCGGAUGAACCCGGAACACAAACUCCUCCAGGGAACCCCUUUGAUGAACCCGAGCAGGACACGGACCUCCAGCCAGACCCAGAACCCCCGAAGCCCAGGCAGAGGAAAGGAGUGCGUCCUGUUGACAUGAGCAAGUACUUGUACGCCAACACCACUCAGAAUGAGGAUGACGAGCUGGAUGAAUCCAACCCGUUCUACGAGCCAAGGACAUCGAGCCCUACGCACCCCCCUGCUGGUGGCCCCUCCCUGGACAUGAGCAGCGGCCAGAAGAGGAGGGCCCCCCCACCCCCAAGUUCAAGCCCUGGCCUCGGUCCCAGUCCGCCAGCUCCCAAACCCAGCUCCAUCCCAGACAGGGAGCGAGCUCAGCCAGUUGGGCCCAGCCCGGUCGCAGCAGUGAGAGAGCUGGCCUCCUCCUCCCCAAAGCCCAGCCCUGUCCCGAGUCCGGUUCUGGGAGGGAAGCCCAAUGCAAGCCAGUCCCUGCUGGCCUGGUGCCGCGAGGUCACCAAGAACUACCGCGGGGUGAAGAUCACCAACUUCACCACCUCCUGGAGGAAUGGGCUGGCCUUCUGCGCCCUGCUGCACCACUUCAGGCCUGACACAAUAGACUACAAGUCGCUCAAUCCUCAGGAUAUUAAAGAAAACAACAAAAAGGCAUAUGAUGGCUUUGCGAGCCUGGGUAUCUCCCGUCUCCUGGAACCAUCAGACAUGGUGCUGCUGGCCAUUCCGGACAAGCUAACAGUCAUGACCUACCUGUACCAGAUCCGGGCCCAUUUCUCCGGCGAGGAACUCAACGUGGUGCAGAUAGAGGCCAACAGCAGUCGCAGCACCUACAAGGUGGGCGACUUUGAAACCGACACAAACGCCUCCAUAGACCAGGACAAGUUCUACGCUGAACUGAACGACGUGCAGCCCCGUCAGGCUGACUCUCAGCCUGUCGCCUCCGCUGGGGCUGAAUCUAAUGGCACUAAAGCCGCAGAGGAAGAGGCGACGGAGCUGGGUGGGAAAGUGGAGGUAGGAGCCGCUAGCUUUUCAGCAGCAGCACCUUUACAGUCCUCACCUCCUGUCCCAUCACCACGCACAGCAUUAAGCGCCUCAGCAACAGACUCGGCCCACACGGCACCAUCAAGCUCUGAGGACAGGGGCAGUCUGUUCAAAGCCAACACUUUAGACCUCAGCGAGUUACCACAGAGGGUGGAGAGAGAGAUGGAGAAGGAAAGACAGCAGAAGGAUGAGGUGGGGGAGGAAAGAAAGGAGGGAAGUACAGAACCAGGGUCCCCCACUAGGAGAGGGGCCGCGUUCUCCUCAUCCCCAUCCCACCAGAAACUGGGCUUCUCCUACAACAGGGAUGCUGACCUCAUCAAGAAGAAGAGGGCCAGCCUGCGUCACUCAGAGUCUGAGCCCGCCUCAGAGACCAGCUCCCCUCCAGUCAACCACACAGAAACGCCUCCCAAACAGGAGCCAACACCUGCCCCUGUAAGUCCACCUGCAGAGAAGAGGGUGCUGUCUCGUCAGGAGGAGCUGAAAGAGAGAGCGAGACUUCUCCUGGAGCAGGCCCGCAGAGAUGCUGCCAUGAAGGCCGGGAACAAGAACGUCCCCAACUCAGCCGUCAGUGCACCAAACAGGCCCACAAACGUCUGCGAUGAGCGUGACGCAGAGCGGCGGAGACAGCUGAGAGAGCGAGCCAGGCAGCUGAUAGCUGAGGCUCGAUCCGGAGUCAAGAUGUCCGACAUGAGCCUGCUGGACACGUCCAGCAUGGAGAGAGGCAAGGGCAGCAAAGCGAGCCCUGCUGGAGAUGUUUUGGAUGGAGUGAGAGGUCAUCAUGAGGAUGAUGCCGUUGAUGGUGAAAGGGGUGAGGAUGAUGAAGAGGGGAGGGCUGAGGAAGAGCAGCUCCAUUUUGGUGCUGCUUCUGCUUCUGCUGAUGCUGCUGCUGCUGCUGCUGCUGCUGAUGAUGAUGAUGAUGAUACUAUUGCUGCUGCCACAUCUGCGUCUGCACUGGUUACUAACCCACUGCCACUGGAGGCUCUUCUUCCAACCACCUCCAGCACCCAGGGGCCCCUGGAGCUUACUAACCCUGGCUCUGAUCUAACUUCUCUGGGAACAAACAGUAAGCAUCCGGAUCUGAAGCUGAAGAAGCUGGUGGACGUCAGCCCAAGAAGAGUCACGUCCCCUUCAUCCCCAUCCUCCACGUCCUCCUCAUCCUCGCCCACUGCCUCCUCCACCUCCCCACUCAGCCCCACAGAAGGACACGAGAAUAACGCUGAGGAGCUGCGAGCUGAGCGGCUGCGCAGAGCGACAGAGCGGUUACGCAACCCCGUAGUCUUCAACAAGGAUUCUGCAGUCAGGAAAACACAGCUGAAGUCCUUCAGCCAGUAUGUGGAGAACAGACCAGAGGUAAAGAGACAGAAGUCUAAUCCUGAGGAUCUGAGGAGGGCUGAGGAGGACCGAGGUUCACCGACUGAGCUCGAUAUUCGCAGACCGUUUGAAGAGGAGAAGGCGUUCAAAGACACCAGUCAGUAUGUGGUUGGGGAGCUGUCUGCACUGGAGAGCGAGCAGAGGCACAUAGACGCCCGAGCAGCUCGCGUGGAGAAGAGGCUGCGCUAUCUCAUGGACACAGGUAACAACAAGGAGGAAGAGGAGGCGAUGAUGCAGGAGUGGUUCAUGUUGGUCAACAAGAAGAACGCACUCAUCAGAAGACAGAACCAACUCUCCCUGCUGGAGAAAGAGCACGAUCUGGAGAGACGCUUCGAACUGCUGAACAGAGAGCUGAGAGCCAUGCUGGCCAUCGAGGAUUGGCAGAAGACGGAGGCCCAGAAGAGACGAGAGCAGCUGCUGCUGGACGAGCUGGUCAUACUGGUCAACAAGCGAGACGCGCUGGUCAGGGACCUGGACGCCCAGGAGAAACAAGCCGAGGAGGAGGACGAGCACCUGGAGAGGACGCUGGAGCAGAACAAAGGAAAGAUGGCGAAGAAAGAGGAGAAGUGUGUGCUUCAAUGAUUGUCACUUCAGAGAAAAACACAACCAACAAAUGUAGCCGAUAAAAGAAAUGUAUCAUUAUUAUUAUUGAUAUGAUGAUUAUUAUUAUCAUUAUUAUUAUUAUUAUUAUUAUUUGAUGGUGGCUUUCCUAAACGUUUCUAUCAUCCUGAUGUGGUUGUUGUUCCGGUCAGUUUUCCCCGCAGAGACUCGGCCCUGCGACGCCUUUGCACCAACUUUAUACUGACUCAAACUGUCCCCACUUAUAUACGAUUAUUUUUCAUUUUAACUCUGGUUUUGCUUUACCAAGAACGGUACGUGUAUGUAAUAUGAAUAAAAGAGUGGCGGCUCUGUCAGACGGAGUGAUACUUGCAUGUAAAGAUGCAGCAGCAGCAGCCUUCUCUGAGGUCUGAGGUACAGCAGCACAACUGGGUUUACUGGGACGGAUGUUUUUGUUUUUUCUUCAUCACGCUGAGAUGAUGAUGAUGAUGAUGAUGAUGAAGACGACGGAGUCAAUGUGGACUUUUAAAAGGAAAAAAAAAAACAAGUCGUUACAAUAUCAGUCUUUUCAAGCUACUUCAUUACUUGACUGUGUAUCUUUUGAAUUAUUUUAAAGUUUUUACUUGUAAAAUAUCUUAAAGGGGGAACGAACGCAUUACUGUUCAUAAAUCUUAACUUUUCCUAUUGCUUUUUUUUUUUAUCGUCUUGGCUUGAAAGCAGUUUACCAAAAGAAAAGAUGUUUAAGGAAAGAAAGAAAAAAAAAAAGAAAAUCUCAUGUUGUAUAUUUUCAUCACUGCUCUGACCAACAGCUUCCAAAAUCCUCUUUUUGGUUUUUGUUUUUUUUGUUGUUUUUUUUUUUGUCAGGAUUCAUGCAGUCAAAAACAAAAAAAUAUAUAUAUUAUUUAUUGUCUUUUUUAAGCUGCUUCUUGUAAGUGAACGUACCACCACAUUUCAUUUCAUGUGCAUUUUUUUUUCUUUUUUUUUUUUUGGCUCAACAAACUUUUUUGGUUUCUAUUUAUUGUAUCUGAAGAAGAGAGAGUUAUGCUUCCAUCACGUAGAGCUCCAGAUGUCAUUUUACGUGUUGAACAUUUAUUAUCUGUUUAUUUAUUCCAGUGUCAUAACCCAAGUCUUCAAUAAUAAAGUCCUUAUGAUUUCAUACUCCACA